CGGGACGGCUGAAAACCCCUGGCCCGGCCCGGGCGCGCCACUCGCCCCGACCGCGUCCGAGCGCACAGCCCCGAGCACGCUUGGCCGUCACCGCCGUCACCAUGGCCAACCGAGGGCCCUCCUAUGGCCUCAGCCGGGAGGUUCAGCAGAAGAUCGAGAAGCAGUACGACGAGGACCUCGAGCAGAUCCUCAUCCAGUGGAUCUGCGGCCAGUGCCGCAAGGACGUGGGCCAGCCCCAGCCCGGCCGCGACAACUUCCAGAAUUGGCUCAAGGACGGCACGGUGCUGUGUGAGCUCAUCAACGGGCUGCACCCCGAGGGCCAGGGCCCUGUGAAGAAGAUCCAGGCCUCGACCACGGCCUUCAAGCAGAUGGAGCAGAUCUCCCAGUUCCUGCAGGCGGCCGAGCGCUAUGGCAUCAACACCACCGACAUCUUCCAGACCGUUGACCUCUGGGAAGGGAAGAAUAUGGCCUGUGUGCAGCGAACUCUCAUGAACCUGGGUGGGCUGGCGGUGGCCCGGGAUGACGGGCUCUUCUCUGGAGACCCCAAUUGGUUCCCCAAGAAAUCCAAGGAGAACCCGCGGAACUUCUCAGACAAACAGCUGCAGGAGGGCAAGAAUGUGAUCGGUUUACAGAUGGGCACCAACCGCGGGGCGUCGCAGGCGGGCAUGACUGGCUACGGGAUGCCUCGCCAGAUCCUUUGAUGCUGCAACCGCCGGCCCGCCCUCCCAUGGAUGUUAAUAUAUAGAAUCUCUCAGGCAGUGACAUUCCCGUGACCCACCCCACGUGCCAUGCUCCGGGCCUGAGGGCCAUCUCUUGUGCUCGCCAGCACUUAACUUUUCUCCUAAACUGGACCAAUUCACUCAGCCUCUGUCCAGGACCAAAGUCGAGGGAUCGCCCCGACCACCUACCUGCCCUCUCUCUGGCCUCCCCUCUGGGCUCCGUGCCCUUUCUCAUUCCUUGGCCAGGGUCAGGGUCACCAUCUGUGGCCUGCCUGCCACCGCCAGGCCUCACCCGUGGCCCUGGAGGCCAGCACGUGGUUUCCACGAGGGGUCCGGUGGCUCUGGCCCUGUGACCCCUCUUGCCGUUCUUUCACUGUGGCUGAGAGUGGGAGGAGGGACAGGGAGGGCUAGGGUGCCACUGUGAGCCGAAGCUAGAAGAAUCUAGUUGACCAAUAAAGAAUCUGAUUUUUUUUGAUGGA
Messenger RNA from Sorex fumeus (smoky shrew), 1198 nucleotides. It is a transcript of the gene TAGLN2, whose product is annotated as transgelin 2. The transcript has 5 exons. Gene Ontology annotation, molecular function: protein binding. The coding region runs from base 102 to 701 and encodes 199 amino acids. NCBI's taxonomy places the organism in Eukaryota, Metazoa, Chordata, Mammalia, Eulipotyphla, Soricidae. The record is from RefSeq and is a predicted model, not a curated record.